This is a messenger RNA of Calypte anna (Anna's hummingbird), 2018 nucleotides long. RefSeq names its product steroid 5 alpha-reductase 3 (gene SRD5A3). Gene Ontology annotation, biological process: dolichol-linked oligosaccharide biosynthetic process; polyprenol catabolic process. The coding region runs from base 1 to 936 and encodes 311 amino acids. The transcript has 5 exons. The record is from RefSeq and is a predicted model, not a curated record. Gene Ontology annotation, molecular function: 3-oxo-5-alpha-steroid 4-dehydrogenase activity. Gene Ontology annotation, cellular component: endoplasmic reticulum. Lineage: Eukaryota; Metazoa; Chordata; Aves; Apodiformes; Trochilidae.
AUGGCGGUGCUGCUGUCUGCCGCCUGGGCCCUGCUGGCCCUUGCGUUUCUUGCAGCGCUGCUGCUGGUUCGGCGGGCCUCGCCGCGGCGGCCCGGGGGCGGCCUUGGCCUUUCUGAGCUUUUCCAGGAUCUGCUCCGCUACGGGAAGACGAAGGGCUGGUGCGGGCAGGCACCGGGCUGGCUGCGCCUCCUCCAGGUGCCCAAGAGGUGGUUUACUCACUUUUAUGUGGUUUCUGUGCUCUGGAAUGGCUUUCUGCUGAUCCAGCUUUUCCGAGCUGAGUUCCUUGGAGUGUCUCUGCCAUCACAGAUUCAGCAAGUGCAAUAUGCUGUUGGCAGAGAUUCUCAAAGUGAGGACACAGAUAGUGAACACUUCUCUGUGCUCCUGGUUCUCCUGCUGCUUUGGCUGCAUAGUUGUCGAAGACUUGCAGAAUGCCUCUGGACCAGCGUGUUUUCCAGCGGUGUCAUCCAUAUCGUGCAGUAUUGCUUUGGACUUGGUUACUACCUUGCUCUUGGCUCAACUGUGCUAUGUCAAGUGCCUACUAGUGUUAGGAAUGGAAAAGGUCUUUCUGUGCAGAUCUGCUGGUAUCACAUUGUAGGAGUAAUGAUAUACAUUUGGGCCUCCCUUCACCAACACAGAUGUCUCGUGAUUCUUGCUAAUCUUAGAAAAAGUAAAUCAGGAAAGGUCAUAAGCCUGAACCACAGUGUACCUUUUGGAGACUGGUUUGAGAGAGUUUCUUGCCCUCAUUAUUUUGCAGAGCUCCUCAUUUAUAUAUCCAUGGCCAUCACGCUUGGAUUCCACAAUGUGACGUGGUGGUGUGUAGUGAUGUAUGUUCUUUUCAACCAGGCACUGGCUGCUGUUUUGUGUCACGAGUUCUAUCAGAAAAACUUCAGCUCCUACCCAAAGCAUCGAAAAGCAUUUAUACCAUAUGUUUUUUAGAAUAUUUAUUUCUUCUAAAUUAUCUUUAGUCCGAACAGGGAAAUGUUUUAAAUAAGGGAAUAAAAGUAUUAUGAUUUAUAUAUAUAUUUUUGUGGUUUAAAGCCAAGGUAAAAUUGCACGUUUUCUCUAAUUCUAGUUUAAGAGCUCAGAAUUUUAACAAUAAUCUCAUUCCUGUUACCAAUUUGUGUGGGGAAAUACAAGGUCUGUGCAUAUUGUACAAGCUAAAAAAAAAGGUUUACUGAAGAGAUGCUAAAUGGCUCUCUUUUGUUUUGUGGUUUUAUUCUAUGCACAAAACUCCUGCUAUUGUGCAGCAAGCCAAAAUACAUAGAUGUGAAAGCUGUGUAGUGGAAGGAUGGUGUGAGGAAUCAUUUGAACUACUGUAUUUCAUGCCAUGUCUGCUAUUAAUAUUUAAGCAUGUUUUCCUAGUUUCUUUUCUUUGAAUGACUUCAGAGGGAGGCAAAUUGUGUAUUGUCUUUAUCUGCCUCCCUGUUGAUAGAGAGAGCUGGUAGAGAAAGCAGCAGUAGAGGAAUGACUCAUGCUCAGCAGCAGAGAUAAACAGACCCAUUCUCUACAGUAUCUUUUCUACACCAAAGUCAGCAUUAAUUCAUUGAUUAAAAUUUGUUUAUCCCUAAAAUGGGGAAGUAUAGAAGGUUCUCUGUCUAGAGAGACAGUGGAAGAGAACUUGCAGAAAAUUAUUUUGUUGGUUAUGGUUCUGUCAUCCUUAUUGUGGGUAGCUGGAAUCCCUCGUGUUAGAGGGGACAGUUACCCAGGAUGACUGCUGACCACGACUAUACUGGCUUUUAAAUAGCAUGUGAGAGCAGAUGUAAUGAGCUGCUGAAGCACAGAACACACAGAAACCUUUACCUGACAAGUGUUGCAAAGAAGUUCUUUGCUGAGGAGAUGAUGUUGUUCAGCAAAAGGAUUUUUUUGCACUUAACCAGUGAAUAAUUUGGAGUGAAUGAGCGGUUCAUCUGAUGUAGUACAUGCCUGGUGCUGGUGUUUCAGCUGGUUUUCUACUUACGUGCAUAUAUUAUUUUGUAUAUGAGAACUUUUCUAUUCUGAAGUAUAUGAUGAAUUCUCUG